This is a messenger RNA of Setaria italica (foxtail millet), 2875 nucleotides long. Its product is annotated as protein NRT1/ PTR FAMILY 3.1. Bases 316 to 2151 code for a protein of 611 amino acids. Gene Ontology annotation, biological process: transmembrane transport. The transcript has 3 exons. Lineage: Eukaryota; Viridiplantae; Streptophyta; Magnoliopsida; Poales; Poaceae. The record is from RefSeq and is a predicted model, not a curated record. Gene Ontology annotation, cellular component: plasma membrane. Gene Ontology annotation, molecular function: transmembrane transporter activity.
ACGGUUCGGUGCCGGCAUUCACUGCCGCGACAGGCCUGAGGUGCUUGCUCAGUGUUGUGGCUGUAAAAACCAGCUUGGUUGUGCGGAGAGGGUUUGAUCUUUGAUGCAUUACUACCACAUCUCUAGUUUAUAUAUACCAGGUCGGCGUGUAUGUGAUGAAUAUGUGGUUCCAUACCAACAUACUCACAUCACAUGCAGUAAGGGGCAUGUGAGGGCCAUAGCCCACUGUUGCGCGGCCAGUUCUGCUUGAGCACCACACACCUCACUUGGUGAAUAGUGAGCAUAGCAAGGAGCGAGCUCCCGGCAGGCGCAGCCAUGGCUUCCACGGCGGUGGGUAGGAGCGGAGAUGGAGAGCAGAGGAAGAAGAAGAAGGGGGGCUUCAGGACCAUGCCAUUCAUACUUGGGAACGACAUCUGCGACCGUUUCGCCACGGCCGGCUUCGGCGCCAACAUGAUCACGUACCUGACGCAGCAGCUGCACCUGCCGCUGGUGGACGCGUCCAACCUGCUCACCAACUUCGGCGGCACGUCCAGCCUCACGCCCAUCCUCGGCGCGCUCGCCGCCGACUCCUUCGCCGGCCGCUUCUGGACCAUCAUCGCCGGCUCCGUCUUCUACCAGCUCGGCAUGCUAGGCCUCGUCGUGUCCGCGCUCCUCCCUUCGCUGCGCCCCGCGCCGUGCUCCUCCCCCGCUCCCGGCGCCAACGCGCCGUGCCGCCGCGCCUCCGGGUGGCAGCUCGGCGUGCUGUACCUCUCCCUGCUGUGCACGUCCAUCGGCUCCGGCGGGCUCCGGCCCAGCGUCGUGGCAUUCGGCACCGACCAGUUCGACCAUGAGCCUGAGGUCCAAGAGCAGCAGCACAAGCAGGGCAGCAGCGCCGAGGCCGCCAGGGCAGUGGCGGAGCGGAAGCGGCGCUACUUCAACCUCUACUUCUUCACCAUGGGGAUCGCUGCGCUGCUGGCGGUCACGGUGGUGGUGUACAUCCAGGACAACGUGGGGUGGGGGUGGGGGUUCGGGAUCCCGGCCGUCGCAAUGUUCGUCUCCAUCGUAGUGUUCGUGGUCGGGUACCCGCUGUACGUCCGGCUCAAGCCCGGGGGCAGCCCGUUCACGCGGCUCGCGCAGGUCGCCGCCGCCGCGUUCAAGAAGCGCAAGAUCGCCAUGCCGGAGGACGCCGGCAUACUGUACCAGGAUAAGGAGCUCGACGCGCUCAUCUCCACCAACGGCAGGCUACUGCAUACCAACCAGCUCACGUUCUUGGACCGGGCAGCAAUAGUGACGCCGGGCGACAUCUCCGACUCCGGGGAGCCGGACCUAUGGCGUCUGUCGACGGUGCACCGCGUGGAGGAGCUCAAGUCCAUCAUCCGCUUGCUGCCCAUCUGGUCUGCCGGCAUCAUGCUCGCCACCGCCGGCUCGCACAACGGCUCCUUCACCAUCAUGCAGGCGCGCACCAUGGACCGCCACGUCACCCGGCGCUUCGAGAUCCCGCCGGCGAGCAUGUCCAUCUUCGGGACCACGGCCAUGCUCGUCAGCCUGGCGCUCUACGACCGCGCGUUCGUGCCCCUGGCGCGCCGCGUCACGGGCCUGUCGUCCGGGAUCACCUACUUCCAGCGCAUGGGCAUCGGGCUGGCCAUCUCCAUCCUCGGCGUCGGCGCGGCCGCGCUCGUCGAGACCAAGCGCCGCGGCGUCGCGGCCGACCAUGGGUUCCUGGACGACCCGGCCGCCGUCAUCCCGCUCAGCGUGUUCUGGCUGGUGCCGCAGUUCGCCAUACACGGCGUCGCCGGCGCCUUCUCGUCGGUGGGGCACAUGGAGUUUUUGUACGACCAAGCGCCCGAGAGCAUGCGCAGCACGGCCGCCGCGCUCUUCUGGCUCGCCAGCUCCAUCGGCCACUACCUUGGCACGGUGCUCGUCACGGCGGUGCAGCGCGCCACGCGGAGCCGAGGCGAUUGGCUUCAGGACAACAUCAACCGGGGCAGGAUCGAUAGCUACUAUUGGCUCGUCACCUGCCUCAUGGUGCUUAACCUUGGCUACUACAUCAUCUGCUUCCGUUUCUACACCAUGAAGCCAUUGGAGAUGGCAGACGAACAGGAUGACCAUGACAAGGAGUGUGAGCUCUCCUCUCUCCACAAAAAUGGUGCUGGUGCCGGAGGUUUGGUGUAACUUGAUUUGCUGUCAAUUAACUAGGGUGGACAUAUAGCUGUUCAUAUUGAUCAGACAGUUGCUUGUCUAAAGCCUAAAGGAUUAUACAAGUUCUAAAGGAAAUGGUAUUCAUGAUCAAUCAUCUCAGUUAAGGCUUCUCCAGUGGCCGGUGCAUGGACCUAGGUGGCAUGCUCAAAGCGACUCAUCAUUACUGGAGAAGUCCGAUUCAUCGGAGGAGAGAGAAGAUCCGAUCCAUAUUUAUGUAUCGACUCAAUAGAGAUUAAAAAAACGGCAGCGGAGGAAGACGGAGGAAGGGAGGCGGUGGACGAAUGCCAGGCCGUAGGGAAGAGUUGUGCCUUUUUUUUUUUUAUCCUUUUCGUGGGAUCCACACAACUUUCGGUGCAUGAAUCGACUCAACCAUUUUACUUGCGUGUCUCUGUCUCCCUCCUCGACGAAUCGGAUCACUACUAUGGAUGCCCUUAUUGAUCGUCGGCGAAAAGCAGCCAUGUUAAUCAAGUAAUUAUGUGGCCAAGUGUAAUGAGACAUUCAAACAUCAACAGUGUGGAUCAUCCCGACACGCAGACGUGCAGAGCUAAUUUGUUUAGUUCUUUUAUGAACUUGAGUUUAGGUGACUACUGACUAGUGUCCCUCUGACAUCUGCGUCUGUGACCUCGUUGACAUGCUAGUAUGCUACUAUCUUUACAGUACACAACUCAAGCACUUGAUGCUGUGUGAAUUUGUCUCA